Molecule: messenger RNA, 4110 nt
Organism: Echinops telfairi (small Madagascar hedgehog)
Lineage: Eukaryota; Metazoa; Chordata; Mammalia; Afrosoricida; Tenrecidae
Gene: ESYT1
Product: extended synaptotagmin 1
Exons: 31
Coding region: 46-3348 (1100 amino acids)
Biological process (GO): lipid transport
Molecular function (GO): lipid binding
Source: RefSeq, a predicted model, not a curated record
UCCCGUUGCUCUCUGGGUCGGGCGGGUCCUCCCUGAGGCGGCACCAUGGAGCGUUCUCCUGUGGAGGGAUCCGGCCCCGAUCCUGUGGGCCAGCCCUCAGCUCCCUCCGACCCCCCUGACCUGCCCCCCACUGCUCACACCCAGCCGGACCCCGGCGCCGAGGGCCAGCCUGCAGGACCCGGCGCGGCGGGCGAGGCCCUGGCGGUGUUGACUUCGUUCGGGCGGCGGUUGCUGGUGCUGAUACCGGUGUACCUGGCCGGGGCAAUGGGACUCAGCGUGGGUUUCGUGCUCUUCGGCCUCGCCCUCUACUUAGGGUGGCGCCGGGUCCGCGACGAGAAAGAACGGAGCCUUCGGGCAGCGCGGCAGCUGCUGGACGACGAGGAGCGGCUCACGGCGAAAACGCUCUACAUGAGCCACCGCGAGCUGCCUGCCUGGGUCAGCUUCCCAGACGUGGAGAAGGUGGAGUGGCUGAACAAGAUUGUGGCCCAGAUCUGGCCCUUCUUGGGCCAGUAUAUGGAGAAACUUCUGGCUGACACUGUGGCCCCAGCUGUUCGGGGAUCUAAUCCCCAUUUGCAAACGUUUACAUUUACACGAGUGGAACUGGGUGAGAAGCCACUUCGAAUUCUGGGAGUCAAGGUUCACCAGGGUCAGAACAAAAAGCAGAUCCUACUGGACUUGAAUAUCAGCUAUGUAGGUGAUGUGCAGAUCGAUGUGGAAGUGAAGAAGUAUUUCUGCAAAGCAGGAGUCAAGGGCAUGCAGCUACAUGGCGUCUUGCGAAUGAUCCUUGAACCGCUUAUCGGGGACCUUCCCAUCGUGGGUGCUGUGUCGAUGUUCUUUAUCCGACGCCCGACCCUAGACAUCAACUGGACAGGGAUGACCAACCUGCUGGAUAUCCCAGGACUCAGUUCCCUCUCUGACACCAUGAUCAUGGAUUCCAUUGCUGCCUUCCUCGUGUUGCCCAACCGGCUGCUGGUGCCCCUUGUGCCCGACCUCCAAGAUGUGGCUCAGUUGCGUUCUCCUCUGCCCAGGGGCAUCAUUCGUAUCCACCUGCUGGCUGCGCGCGGGCUGAGCUCGAAGGAUAAAUAUGUGAAGGGCCUGAUUGAGGGCAAGUCCGACCCUUAUGCUCUUGUCCGUGUGGGCACCCAGACGUUCUGCAGCCGCGUCAUUGAUGAAGAACUCAACCCCCAGUGGAGAGAGACCUAUGAGGUGAUGGUCCAUGAGGUCCCAGGACAGGAGAUAGAGGUGGAGGUGUUUGACAAAGACCCGGACAAAGAUGACUUUCUGGGCAGAAUGAAGCUGGAUGUAGGGAAGGUAUUACAGGCUGGAGUACUGGAUAAGUGGUUCCCUUUACAAGGUGGGCAAGGUCAAGUUCACUUGAGGCUAGAGUGGCUAUCGCUUUUGCCAGAUGCAGAAAAACUGGAGCAGGUUCUCCAGUGGAAUCGGGGAGUCUCCUCUAGACCGGAGCCCCCAUCAGCUGCCAUCUUAGUGGUCUAUCUGGACCGGGCCCAGGAACUGCCUCUAAAGAAGGGGAACAAGGAGCCGAACCCCAUGGUCCAGUUGUCAGUUCAGGAUGUGACCCAGGAAAGCAAGGCUGUCUACAGCACCAACUGCCCAGUGUGGGAGGAGGCUUUCCGGUUCUUCCUGCAAGACCCUCGGAACCAGGAGCUCGAUGUGCAGGUGAAGGACGAUUCCCGGACCCUGACUUUAGGGGCACUGACCCUGCCUCUGGCUCGCUUGCUCACUGCCCCCGAACUCACCCUGGACCAGUGGUUCCAGCUCAGCAGCUCUGGCCCCAGCUCCAGGCUCUACAUGAAGCUGGUGUUAAGGAUCCUGUAUUUGGACUCCUCAGACGUAUCCUUCCCCGCUGAGCCCGGGACGCCCGGUGCCUGGGACCUGGACAGUGCGAGCCCCCAGACAGGCAGUAGUGUGGAUGCCCCACCGCGGCCCAGCCACACGACUCCCGACAGCCACUUUGGGACCGAGAACGUGCUCCGGAUCCACGUGUUAGAGGCCCAGGACCUGAUUGCCAAAGACCGCUUCUUGGGGGGCCUGGUGAAGGGCAAGUCAGACCCCUAUGUCAAGCUGAAGCUGGCAGGCCGAAGCUUCCGGAGCCGCGUGGUGCGGGAGGAUCUCAAUCCCCGCUGGAACGAGGUCUUUGAGGUGAUUGUCACAUCAAUCCCAGGCCAAGAGCUAGAUGUGGAAGUCUUUGACAAGGACCUGGAUAAGGAUGACUUUCUGGGCAGGUGUAAAGUGAGCCUCACCGCGGUCCUGAACAGUGGCUUCCUUGAUGAGUGGCUGACCCUAGAGGAUGUCCCCUCUGGCCGCCUGCAUUUGCGCCUGGAGCGGCUGACACCGCAUCCGACUGCUGCAGAGUUGGAGGAGGUGCUGCAGGUGAACAGCCUGCUCCAGACUCAGAAGAGUGCAGAACUGGCGGCUGGCCUGCUGUCUGUCUACGUGGAGCGCGCCGAGAACCUGCCGCUCCGGAAAGGUACCAAGCCGCCCAGCCCUUUCGCCACCCUCACUGUGGGAGAGACGUCUCAUAAAACCAAGACUGUUCCCCAAACUUCAGCCCCUGUCUGGCAUGAGAGUGCCUCCUUUCUCAUCAGGAAACCCAGCACCGAGAGCCUGGAGCUGCAGGUUCGGGAUGAGGGGGCUGGCGCGCUGGGCUCCUUAUCGCUGCCCCUCUCUGAGCUCCUCGUGGCUGACCAGCUCUGCUUGGAUCGUUGGUUUUUGCUCGGCAACAGCCAGGGGCAGGUGCUCCUGAGAGCACAGCUCGGGAUCCUGGUGUCGCAGCACUCGGGCGUGGAGGCUCACAGUCACAGCUCCUCACCUCUGGGUGAAGAGACAGAGCUGGGCGGGGGCUUCCCUCACAUCACCUCCUCAGCCCCAGAGCUCCGGCACCGCCUAGCACAUGUCGACAGUGCCCUGGACCCUCCGGCCGGGCCUCUGGGACAAGUGAAGCUGACCGUGUGGUACUACAGCGAGGACCGGAAGCUGAUCGGCAUCGUCCACAGUUGCCGGGCUCUUCGACACACUGGCCGCGACCCCCCUGACCCCUACGUGUCGCUGCUGCUGCUGCCAGACAAGAGCCGGGGCACCAAGAGGAAGACCGCCCAGAAAAAGAGGACCCUAAAUCCUGAAUUCAAUGAGCGGUUUGAGUGGGAACUGCCCCUGGAUGAGGCCCUCCGGCGGAAGCUGGAUGUCUCCGUGAAGUCCAAUUCCUCUUUCAUGUCGAGAGAGCGGGAGCUGCUGGGGAAGGUGCAGCUGGACCUCGCCGAGAUUGACCUUUCCCAGGGUGCCGCCCAGUGGUAUGACCUCGUGGAUGACAAGGAGAAGGGCAGCUCCUAGGAGCUCAGUUCACCAGCCUGACUGUGCGCUGCCUCUUGCUACAUCACCUCCCGAAUGUGAUGAGCUUAAAGCCAGGGCCCCAGGGCAAAGCCCCGGCACUGCACUGCACGGUGGGCCCUCUGACCUCCCAGGCCCGUACUCGAGCCUUUGCCUGACCAAAGAGAGAGACCAUGAACUACUCUUUACUGCACGGCCUUUAUCCUUCCGGGCUCUUGGGCAGGGACCUGAGCUGGCUAUUUCCUGCUCUGCCUGCACUUUGCUCUCCACUCCUCCAAGCCCCCCAGGGCCUUCUUACCUGUGCCUGGCCACUGGCAGCACUAGCAGUGGCCUCAGCUUCAGCCAAAUACAGCUCCUGGAGAGCUCGCCUUCUUCCCUGCUGUGAUCAGGGAGGGCGGGCGAGGACGGGUGGGAAGGUGGGCCAGCCGUGAGCAUCUUGGAUGACUGCAUGUGGUGAAUGGAAAGCAACUCAGGCCCUAUGUCAGGUUCUGUCCCCACUCUCCUCAAGCCUGCCUCGAAAAAUGAUGCCCGCCAUGACGGCUGGGGCCAAUCUCCUGACUCCCUCCAGUGAAUCAGGGAUACUUGGAUUUUACCCAAGCCUCUAAAAAGGGGUAUGACAGUCUUGGAGGGACAGCAGGGACAGUUAUUUGUCCAAGUGCCUAGCAGCCUGUCAAAUUAUGAUUAGAAUGGAAUCUGAUCCUCUUAGUUUUUGCACCAACUCUGCCAGUCCCCUUGUAUCUUACAAUAAACAUCAUACUCCAACCA